AUGGCCACUUCAGAAGAAUCCUCUUCCGCCACGCCUUCAUCGAGCGAAGCCUCAGAGGAGGUCGGGGUGGACACCCUCCAGACGGCUGUAACAGAUCUGGUUUCCUCUUGUGAUCUCGAGAGCAUAUCAUUGAGGGAGCUUAGGCGCCUACUAGAAAAGAAGCUCCAACUACCCGAUCUCGCGCUUGAUAAGCAGAGGAAGGCUAUCAAGGACAUGGUUGGGGAAGCCAUCACGAAGGCCGAGCAAGAAAGAGAUGAUAAAGUGAUGAAGGCUGAGGUCGCGGUCAAACGGGAGCGGAACGAGUCGCCACCGAAAGUUUCCACUAGAAAGCGAGUGAAGAAAAACGAGAAAUCCGAAGAUGAUGAAUCCUCCUCUUCACCGUCAAACACAUCCUCAGCUUCAAGCGAUGCUUCAUCUGAUGAUGCCAGAGAGGCAGCGGCACCCAAGCGCAAAUCGACUAGGAGUAGAACUCCACCUCCCGAGUGGGUUAACUAAGCG
This is a messenger RNA of Perkinsus marinus ATCC 50983, 498 nucleotides long. RefSeq lists its product as hypothetical. The record is from RefSeq and is a predicted model, not a curated record. Bases 1 to 495 code for a protein of 164 amino acids. The transcript is spliced from 3 exons. Lineage: Eukaryota; Perkinsozoa; Perkinsida; Perkinsidae.